Molecule: messenger RNA, 1149 nt
Organism: Dujonia railenensis
Lineage: Eukaryota; Fungi; Ascomycota; Pichiomycetes; Serinales; Debaryomycetaceae
Source: the annotation of a GenBank genome assembly
AUGUUAACAUAUAGACCUGUAGUAACACGCUGUACAAAAUUAUUAACCUCACAAAGAAGGUUCUUUAAUAGUGGGAAAAAGCCUAUCGCAUUUGUUUUCGAUAUCGAUGGAGUUCUAGUCAGAGGUUCAAAGCCAAUUCCGCAAGCAAGACCGGCACUUGAAUUGCUCAAUAAAUCGAAAGUUCCAUACAUUCUCUUGACUAAUGGUGGUGGCUAUACUGAACAGAAGAGAAUUGACUUCUUAUCUAGCAAAAUUGGAAUUCCACUAUCACCUUUACAGUUAGUGCAAUCCCAUACUCCUAUGAAGGCCCUAGUUAAUAAAUACAAGAGAGUGAUGGUAGUGGGUGGCCCAGAUGAUUUACCUCGGAAAUGUGCACAAUAUUAUGGGUUUAAAGAUGUCAUAAUGCCUAUUGAUUUGGUCAGACAAGAUCCCUCCAUUUCGCCUCACCAUAGGUUUACUGAAUUCGAAUUGGAAAACUUUGCAAUCCCACCUUCCCAACUCAACUUAGAUGUGCCAGUUGAAGCAGUAUUGAUGUUCAGCGAUCCACGUGACAUGGGAACGGACAUGCAAGUGAUCUUAGAUCUAUUGAACUCUGAAGGUGGGAAAAUUGGAACCAAGAGAUCCGUUCUUCUGAAAAAUGUAGAAGAUCUUUCAAAGCCAUCUAUCCCUAUGAUCUUCAGCAAUAAUGAUUUCCUCUGGGCAAAUGAUUAUCCGCUUUCAAGGUUUGGCCAAGGUGCAGUUCGUAUGAUGGUAGAGACAUUAUAUGCAGGCAUAAAUAAAGGUGCAAAAUUGGAGUCAACAAUUAUGGGGAAGCCCUUCAAGGUGCUGUAUGAUUAUGCACAUAACGUACUUAUAGAUUGGAAAAAUAAAAUAGAUCAAGGCAAGACUUCCGACCAAGACCAAAUUUUGCCUGAAUUGUAUGCUAGUCCGAGCAACCUGCCGUUUGAAAAAAUAUAUAUGGUUGGUGAUAACCCCGCUUCAGAUAUCAAGGGAGCCAAUGACAACGGUUGGGAGUCAUUGCUACUUAGAACAGGCGUAUUCAAAGACGAAGAUUGGGAAACUGCAGUAGCUCAUCCGACUGCAGGACUCUUUGAUAAUGUGCAUGAUGCCGUCCAGUUUGCAUUAAAUCAAAACGGAUAUAAUACUUGA